UCGAAGUAACCUAGUGUCAUCCAUCUAUCCUUGGGUCAUCGGUUUCUCCCCUUAUUUAGUCCCUCCCGAUCUCCUGUUCGGUUGCAGUUCCCCUCUUUCUCACCUGGUUGUCCUUCCGCCACAUCCCGUUGCGCCUUCUGAAUCACGUCACCGUCGCGCAGACCGUCCUUGAAAGAAACCGUCUUGCCCAAUUGAAAACACCUUUCUUUCGCUUUUACUCACCUUCUACUCUUUCGUGUACUUAGAAUCGACUGCGGUACUGAGCCGAACCUUUCAUUAUGCAUCGCACCUAUUCUAUGCGCCAGACGCGCAUGCCGACCGCAUCACAGGUCGAGAACCCGCCCCCGCCCUUGUCCACCACCAAGACGAGCAGAUGGCUUGGCAAAGGCGGCUUCGGCCACGCCUUCCGCAAGAAUGCGGCAGGGGCGUUUGGCCCCGAUCUCGCGAGGAAGCUGGCGCAGUUGGUGAAGAUGGAGAAGAACGUCAUGCGCAGCCUCGAGUUGGUGUCCAAGGAGCGCAUGGAGACUGCGCAACAACUCUCCAUCUGGGGUGAGAACUGCGACGAAGACGUCUCGGAUGUGACCGACAAGCUGGGUGUUCUGCUGUACGAGGUCGGAGAGUUGGAGGAUCUCUAUGUCGACCGCUACGACCAGUAUCGUGUCACCAUCAAGAGCAUCCGUAACAUCGAGGCUUCCGUCCAGCCCAGCCGUGACCGCAAGCAGAAGAUCACCGACGAGAUCGCCAAGCUGAAGUACAAGGACCCGAACUCCCCUCGUAUCGUCGUGCUCGAGCAGGAGCUGGUUCGCGCCGAGGCAGAGUCUCUCGUCGCCGAGGCCCAGCUGUCCAACAUCACCCGCGAGAAGCUCAAGGCGGCCUUCUCGUACCAGUUCGACGCUCUCCGUGAGCACUGUGAGAAGGUGGCCAUCAUCGCCGGCUACGGCAAGCACCUGCUGGAUCUCAUUGACGACACGGCCGUUACUCCGGGUGAGACCCGCCAGGCCUACGAUGGCUACGACGCCAGCAAGGCCAUCAUCAAGGACUGUGAGGGUGCCCUGGCCGACUGGGUGUCCUCCAAGGCCGUAGUCAAGUCUGAAUUGUCGACCCGGUCGCGUACGCUCUCCCAACGCCAUCGCGAGAACGUCCACAAGCAACGGGAGGGUGUCGACCUGUCCAACCAGGACCAAGCGAUGCGGGGUGACCGUGACUCGUGGGUACCGGCGGGCCAGCACGCGACCUACCACGUCGUGGAAGACGGCGAAGAGGGUGCCAGCACGGUUGACGGCGAGGCCCGGGGACGAGACGAGGAGCGGGUGACCGUCGUCCCAGCCUAAGGGAUCUCUCUCUCUUUCUUUUGGAAUAAUAAUAUUAGAGCACCGUCUGAGGUGAAAAGACGCCGGCGCUCUUCUUCAAACAUACGAAGUGACCCAUCCUAUCGUCGG
Molecule: messenger RNA, 1439 nt
Organism: Aspergillus candidus
Lineage: Eukaryota; Fungi; Ascomycota; Eurotiomycetes; Eurotiales; Aspergillaceae
Product: Eisosome component PIL1/LSP1 family protein
Exons: 4
Coding region: 279-1331 (350 amino acids)
Biological process (GO): eisosome assembly; endocytosis; negative regulation of protein kinase activity
Cellular component (GO): eisosome filament; plasma membrane
Molecular function (GO): lipid binding
Source: RefSeq, a predicted model, not a curated record